AUGUCUGCAUCAUCAUUCGUCUCGUAUUCAUUUUUAGGUCAUACAUUCUAUGUCAAUCCCGGUUGGCUUGCGGAGUUAUCAAGUUUUUUUGCAACAAUGUUUUUCCUUAAUAACGCGGGAGAAGAUAUAAUUCUAAGCGAUGAAGUAAAGUAUGAGAACUUCUUAGAAUUGCUACGAGUUCUGUGUUAUUGUCCUACUCGAAAACCCAUAACAGUUACAAACGUUAUUACUGUAUUAAAGAUGGCUCAUUAUUUUGGAUUCAAGGCGCUGGUAGAAGAAUGUGAAAAAGUUAUCACUGAAAAGGUAAUUAAUUUAGAUAAGAUAAAAUUAUUUCAAAUCACUUGCGCUAUGGCGGAACAUGAUCGUUACUCUCCGACUACGACAUUACUUAUUGACAAAUUAUCAAAAAUGAAACAGAAUGAGCUCGCCUCAUUGCAUUUUUCAAAGGUGAUGUCGCACUCCUAUUCAGAAUUCGAUUUUUCUCAUCAAAUGCGUGUAGCAUGCAGUGACUCGACUUCCUUUGCAAUUUAG
This is a messenger RNA of Thelazia callipaeda (thelaziosis nematode), 531 nucleotides long. NCBI's taxonomy places the organism in Eukaryota, Metazoa, Nematoda, Chromadorea, Rhabditida, Thelaziidae. The record is from the annotation of a GenBank genome assembly.